UGACUUUAAUCUAUAAAUGGACGUAUGUAUUAGCACUUGAUCGAUCACAAGCACGUACACACAUGCUUAUAAUAAACAUGUCUUCCUUCAUUUAUUCCCUCCCUUUAAUCCUAUCUCUUUGCAUCCUCAUUUCACCGUCGAUUUGUCAAGAAUUCUCAUCUCCAUCCCCAUCUCCGGCUCCUUACCCUAUUAGAUCUUUCCCGCCUUCACUAUUCCUCUAUGUCAAUCAAGGUGACCUUGAGGAAUACUCGGGUGAAUUGGACUCUUACUUUCGAAGAGUAGGAAUUGAUAGUCCACAUUUCUCGUUAUGCUUUUAUACCAACACCGAUAAUUCAUAUACCCUUGGUAUAGGCAUGAGCUACCCAUAUAAGUGGGUUUGGGCAGCUAACCGGAAUGAUCCGGUUGGUGAAGGGGCCGCUAUUUUCCUAAAGGAAGACGGCAAUCUUGUACUAGUCGAUGUUGAUGACCGCAUUGUUUGGCAAACCAACACGGCCAACAAGGGUGUGGUGGGGUUAAAGAUGCUUGAUAACGGUAACAUGGUAUUAUAUAAUGCUAAAAAUAAAUUUAUAUGGCAAAGUUUUGAUUACCCCUCCGACACACUAUUAGCAGGCCAGGCUCUUAAGGUUGGGCUAACUACUAAGCUCGUAAGUCGUGCAUCGACUACGAGCGAUUUGGAGGGGAACUACACCCUAGAGAUGAGGCCUAACAAUGUGUCACUAUACUACAAGAGUCCGAAAAAUCCAACACCACUUCCUUACUAUAGAAUUGAUCAAAUUUAUGGAUCAACACCUUCCAAAGAAUUCUCAUAUUAUGUAGGAAUUACAAACUUCGCUUCAAAUUUUAAAUUUCAAGCCCUACAAUACAUAACCACAGAUUGGCUAUCUAGUUCAAAUCAACAGCUAGUUGAAACGUGGUACGAUAGCACGUAUUCGUUCCUUCGACUAGACUAUGAUGGUAAACUACGUGCCUAUAGUUAUGAUCCUUUGAAUAGGGUAGGAAGCAUAUGGAACGUGGAGUUCACUCUUUUCGAGGGUGAGCCAUUGCCGGGUGAUCAAUUAGGAGCAACUGAAUGUCAAAUGCCUGAAAAAUGCGGCGAUUUUGGAGUUUGUUACAAAAACCAAUGUGUUGCUUGCCCUUCCCCUAGAGGACUCUUGGGUUGGAGCGAAAAAUGCGUGCAACCGAAGUUGGUAUGCAGUGGUGAGGAGAUCAAUGCCAAGUACUACAAGGUUGUGGGUGUUGUGCAUUUUAGUAGCAUGUAUACCGAAGGCGAGGGGCCUAUGAAGCCAAGGGCAUGUAAGGCUAAGUGUAGCAAAGAUUGCAAGUGUGCGGGGUUUUUCUAUGAUGAGGAGAAGUUAAGGUGUUUGAUUGUUUAUGAUCUCAAAACUUUGACAGAAACUGGUAACCUUAAGCAAUUUGGUUACAUCAAAGUGUCUAACUAAUAAAAUAAUUUAUUAGGCUAAGAAGUUUGCUUUAGGGUAUGAAAUGCACUAAAAAGCUCAUCAAUUACUACUUAUCCAAUCUUGCAUUAUUAUACUGUACUAACUCAUAGUGUGGAAUAAGACCUGAAUACAUAUUUCCUUCUCGAAAACAAAAAAAAAAAAAUGAUAUAUGGAAAUAUGACGGAUUAGACAAUUGUAAUGUUUCCAUUUUGUAUAAUUCUUAGCUUCCUCCGUUCCCUCUCUUUUACUUGCAACAGUUUGACAUUUGCAUUGUACUAUUUAAAUCUUCACAAUUCCAUUCGACUUUCUUUUAAUCAAAUUAUGUCAAUUUUCAUGUGCACCCAAAAG
This is a messenger RNA of Chenopodium quinoa (quinoa), 1787 nucleotides long. Its product is annotated as EP1-like glycoprotein 3. The record is from RefSeq and is a predicted model, not a curated record. The coding region runs from base 63 to 1439 and encodes 458 amino acids. The transcript has a single exon. NCBI's taxonomy places the organism in Eukaryota, Viridiplantae, Streptophyta, Magnoliopsida, Caryophyllales, Amaranthaceae.